CAGGUUUCCUGGAGCCCCUUUAGCUCCUUACUGGACAUUUAUAAUCAGUUCCUGGUGGCAUUGGAAUCACUGAAAGACUUCUGGGAUGCCAUGGAUGAAAUAGAUGGGAAGACAUGGGUGCUUGAGCCAGAAAAUCCCACACGGAGUGCUACAACAAGAAGAAUCGCAAUAGCGGUUAACCCUUUGAGAACCAAGCUGAACAACAACAUGCACUUGUGGGAUCCAGAGAUCAGUUUAUUACAAAACUUGAAAGACCUCUUAGAAAUCGACUUCCCCUCUCGUGCUGUGUUAGAAAAAAGUGAUUUUGCCAAGGACUGUGGAAUCUGCUAUGCCUAUCGCCUCAACGGCACGACUCCAGAUCAAGUGUGUGAUGACCCCCGCUGCGGACAACCUUUCCACCAGGCUUGUCUGUAUGAGUGGCUACAAGGUCUUCCUUCGAGCAGACAGAGCUUUAAUGUCAUCUUUGGUGAAUGUCCAUAUUGUAAUAAGCCACUGACACUGAAAUCUUCAAUGAAGAAACUCUGA
This is a messenger RNA of Nestor notabilis (Kea), 525 nucleotides long. RefSeq names its product Fanconi anemia, complementation group L (gene FANCL). NCBI's taxonomy places the organism in Eukaryota, Metazoa, Chordata, Aves, Psittaciformes, Psittacidae. The annotation marks the transcript as partial. Gene Ontology annotation, cellular component: nucleus; Fanconi anaemia nuclear complex. The record is from RefSeq and is a predicted model, not a curated record. Gene Ontology annotation, molecular function: ubiquitin protein ligase activity. The transcript is spliced from 7 exons. Gene Ontology annotation, biological process: interstrand cross-link repair; protein monoubiquitination.